CUUGUGUUUUUUCCCCAGAGCCGGAGCACGAGCUGCUGCUGUGGCCCCCCCCCCCACCAAGGUGGUGAUUCUGCAGCCUGGACCAAGUCUGGAACCGGCUCCAUCUGAUCUGGAUCCAGGGCUUUGGGGGGUGAACCCGGCUCCAUCUGAUCCAGAUCCAGGGCUUUGGGGGGCGCAUUCCACAGAGACAGAGUGCACGUGUUGGUGAUGUCAUGGCGUGUGACGGCGCCUGUGCGGAGCUCCGCCUCCUCCACAGUCCGUGGCUUCCUGUUUACAUCGGCGGAUUCCGCUUCCUGUCCAAGAGCUGGUUCGGGUCGUCCGAGUACCACGUCCUGCUGACGGACAUGAAGUGUGUGUGGGAGGAGAGGAUGGGGACCGCCCACAUCCAGGAGCGAGCUCAGGAGUUAAACCGGCGUUUACGAGCUCCGGUCUCUGCGUUUUUUUCCCAUCUACGCCAAGUGGCCGAGCCGUGUCUGACAGGAAGCAGCGAGCUCCGCCUCCUCCACCCCGAGGCUCAGAUGUCCUUAAGGCGUCAGGAGGGCGGGAACAUCCACCUGAAGCUGAAGAGCGAGCUGGGGGGGCUGCCCUUCCACUGGGAGUUCCACUGCAGCCCCGCACCCGUCACUGUGGUACGCUCCACUGCAGCCCCCGCACCCGUCACUGUGGCCUGUGCUCAGCUGCUGCGCCCCCUGUUCUCAAUCAGUGUUGUGCUGCAGCGGCAGGUGGAACAGCUGGGUUCCCUGUUGGUCCAAAAGGACAAGGAGAUCCAGGACUACAGGGAGAACGGAGCUACACUGAGCAGAGAGCGUCUGCAGACAGAUGUUUUCCAGGAGCAGCUGUACAAAGACGACUUCAUGGCAAAGGUCGUCUGCGUCUUCAUCUUCAUUGGCGUCUUCAUCUUUAUCAGUAUCUUCAUCUUCGUCGGCGUCUUCAUCUUCGUCGUCUGCGUCUUCAUCUUCAUUGGCGUCUUCAUCUUUAUCAGUAUCUUCAUCUUCGUCGGCGUCUUCAUCUUCGCCUCUGUGGUCUGGCUGCACCCGUCGGCCGCCGUUGGCCACUGGGCCCAGCCCCCCGCGCCCGGACCAGCCCAGUGCGGCAUCCCACAAAGGCAUCAUGGGAGUUUAGAGCAGCGUCAGAGCAGCGACACCAAACCCAUGCAGAGCAGUGGAUGCAGAUGA
Molecule: messenger RNA, 1175 nt
Organism: Sphaeramia orbicularis (orbiculate cardinalfish)
Lineage: Eukaryota; Metazoa; Chordata; Actinopteri; Kurtiformes; Apogonidae
Product: non-homologous end-joining factor 1-like
Exons: 8
Coding region: 213-1175 (320 amino acids)
Biological process (GO): double-strand break repair via nonhomologous end joining
Cellular component (GO): nucleus; DNA ligase IV complex
Molecular function (GO): DNA end binding
Source: RefSeq, a predicted model, not a curated record